UCAAGGCAAAACCCGUUUCUGACAUGCACUUUGAUAAAUCACCAAAGGAGAAGCCGUGUUGCACUCUGCCCACAGUGAAGAAGCUCUUGGAAGAGAAGAGGAGGCGUGAGUCGUCAUCUGUGUCCCCGUCCUGCCCUGCAGCGAGCACAAGUCCUGGUCCCUCUAACACUGUGACACAGUUGUCCUCGUCAGAAGUAUUUACCUGUACAGGUGCAUCAUCAAGCAGCUACACCGACAUGGCAGUGAGCUUUGAGCCGUGGACCCAAGCACCAGAGCCGACUCUCGGUUACUAUGGCAGCCACCCAGGACCCAGCUUCGCUCCAGCCUUCAGCCUGGCCAUGUCCGAAUACAGCACACAGCAGCACCUCCCGGGAUUUGUAGACACAAUGACUCCGACAUACCAGGAUUGCCAGAUGCCAGUGACAGAUCCCACUUUGGCUUCAACUUGGUCACCUCUGGGUCUGAGUCAGAACGCACAGAUGAGUUUCGGUUCGUCGAUGGACGUCGCCAAACUGGCAGAGGCCAGGAUAAUGCUCAGCGGGAUGGAUUACAGCAGGACCACCGGGCAGGACGAGGACGGAGACACCAUCCUGCACAUCUACACUGCCAAGGGACUCCGGGAGUGUGCCUUCGCUGCUGCAGAGCGGCUGAGGGAGGUGGGGAAGCUGGAUGCCAAAGAACACAAGGGAAAGACUGCUUUACUGGUGGCAGUGACCGCAAACCAGCCGGACAUUGUACAAGAUUUACUGUCACUGGGAACGGACAUCAAUGCUUGUGAUGUUAAUGGCCAAACCGCCCUGCAUCUGGCCGUCCACUAUGGCUUCCCUGAGGUUCUGCAGGCUGUUCUGUCCAGCAGACCUGCCGCUAACCUUGAGGCCUGCAAUUUUGACGGAAUGACUCCUCUGCACUGUGCAGCCAUUUCUCACAGUGCCACCAUGAAGGCUUUGUCCACCACUGGUCUGGCGGACGUCGGUCUUCAGAGCAAGGCGGCGGAGAAGCUCUCCUGUGUGGAGAUGCUGCUCGGCGCCGGGGCGUCCCUGUGCAGCCAGGAAAUCAAAAGUAACAAGACUGUGCUGCACUUGGCUGUGAAGGAGGGGAACAUCGAUCUGGUGCGUUAUCUGCUGGUUCCCCUGCCAAACAUCAAAGCCUUUGUCAACAUGAAAGCGCAUGGUCACACGGCUUUACACAUGGCCGCUGGUCUCCAUGGUAACCCCCACCAAGAGGAGAUCCUGCAGCUGCUGCUGAGGAGAGGAGCUGAUCCCAGCAUCCGCAACCUGGAAAACGACCAGCCGGCUCACCUGCUGCAGAGCGGCCCCCGGGGGGAGCAGCUCAAGCUAAUGCUGAAGAAACGGAGCGCCUCCUCCCGUCGACGCUACAUGUCCUUGCAGGACCAGGAAUGAUUUAAAAACCACUUGUAAUCCUCGUUUGGAGGGAAUGCGAAUGUUUCCUCUGUUGAGAAGGGGAUUUACACUGUAUUGAGGUUCUGGGAGUCCCUGGCCAAUAAGUUGUUAAGGAAACCAGUUUGGCAAAUGAAUCCCUCGAUAUAAUUCACAUUGGAUUUGACAAAUGAUGCCUUAAUGCAUCAAGCUGAAAUUACCUGUGAUUUAGUGUCUGUGAGCAUGUCAUGCUUUAUUUAUUUCUCUACACACAGGCUUUGAGAAUUCCAAAACACUCCAUCAAACCUUUUCACAAGAUGCUCCUGCUAAAAUGUGGGACUAACAGAGACGUUAUUUAUCUGUUAGUCUUUGUGAUACUUCACAUUUUGAAAGAAAACAUGUUUUAUCUGAAGGGGCAGUGGAAAGUGGAGUAACAUUCGUUUUCUGAUCAGGCCACACUCCCAGUUUUAUGUUGAUUUCUGUGAAAUCGUUGGUUUGAGCCCCCCGGGGCCCACGUCCCUGAAACCCCUCUGACUCUCCUGUCAAAACCCCACCAUCAUGAUAAGUUCUCAUAUUGAUACACUGAGUGAUGGUUUCAGUUUCAGUCAGCAUGUGUGCUUAUGUUAAGAAUGCGUAUGCUAUAAAAAUGAGAAUACCUGAUCAUGUCAUAUAAUGUUCUGUCCGUAUGCAUCAUACUUCGCGUGGUAUAAUUUUCUUAAUGGAAGAAAAUAAACUUUACUGUGUAAAACUGUUUCUGAAUGUGGAAACCGAAUGAAUGAAGAUUGUUCUUUGUCAUCACAGUUGCACGAGUUAAUGCAGUGAACAUCUGUACAUUCUUUUCAUGAGUCAUGAAUAAAAGCCUGAUAACACUGUG
Limanda limanda (common dab) is the source of this 2250-nucleotide messenger RNA. RefSeq names its product NF-kappa-B inhibitor delta (gene nfkbid). Gene Ontology annotation, molecular function: protein binding. Gene Ontology annotation, biological process: regulation of gene expression. The coding region runs from base 24 to 1400 and encodes 458 amino acids. Lineage: Eukaryota; Metazoa; Chordata; Actinopteri; Pleuronectiformes; Pleuronectidae. The transcript is spliced from 12 exons. Gene Ontology annotation, cellular component: nucleus. The record is from RefSeq and is a predicted model, not a curated record.